CAAUGAGACGGAGUGUCUUGGUGGUGUUGGGCUUGGUCGUCGGGUCGGCCCACAGCAGCUGCCUGAGCGGAGGCUGUGGCGGAGGAUCCUCUGGUGGCGUCAGCAGCUCCUACGGAGGACCCACCAAUAGCUUCGGAGGAGGAGGAGGAUCCUUCGGAGGAGGAUCCUUUGGUGGUGGUUCGUUCGGAGGAUCUGGAGGUAGCGGUGGAGGAAUAAGUACCAGUUAUGUAGGACCUACGAAUAACUUCGGUGGAGGAGGAGGUGGCGGUGGAUCCUUCGGAGGAGGAUCUUUCGGAGGUGGUGGCGGAUCCUUCGUGGGGGGUCCUCUGGAGGAGUAGGUACAAGUUACAGUGGACCAAGUAAUAACUUCGGAGGAGGAGGUGGCUCCUUCGGGGGAGGAUCCUUCGGUG
Molecule: messenger RNA, 410 nt
Organism: Penaeus vannamei (Pacific white shrimp)
Lineage: Eukaryota; Metazoa; Arthropoda; Malacostraca; Decapoda; Penaeidae
Source: RefSeq, a predicted model, not a curated record